AAGGACAAAAUUUUAAAAGUAUUUAGGUAUCUACCAUUGAGCUUUUGAAAAUCCCAGUAGAUGCCUGUCCGUACCUUUUAGUUGGUAAAUGCUUAAAAUCUUGCCCUAAAAGCAAUUAAUUCCAUUCACUUCAGAAGGACUAGUCAUAUAAGUAAGACUUUUGGUAUUGGGCCCUAAAUCUGUUCUUUCCAAGAAUUUAAUUUGCAAGAUAUCUUAUGUAACUUUCAAUCCUAGGUGCACAUCUAUGACUUCACUACAUCAUCAACAUUUUAAAAAGGCAUGUAAUCCAUAGACCUAUACUAUGAACUCUUCUGACUGCACACUUUGCUGAAUACAUAUUUAAGUAAAAAAUGAGAAUUUCCCCAAAUUAAGAAAAUACCGUUAAAGACUCAGUUGAGUCAUAACUGUGUUUAUUUGUAAAAAAUCCUUUUUUCUUUCAGUGUCACCAAGGCCCUGAUUCUGCUAGCUGUUGCACCUGGUCAGAUAUUUGUGUUUGUGCAAAGCCCAUAUUAUAGGAUCAGGGCCAUAGUACAACCAAUGGGAGUUAAAUAAGUAUAAAGCUAAGCACAUGUGUAAAUGCUUGGAAGAUGAGGUCUUCAAGACUUACUCAAAUGAGGUGCAGGAUCAGGUCCUUACUGUUACAGUAUUUAAUUAUAAAACAUUACCACAGCUAAAUUAUUUGAGGUUCUGGAGAGAUUUUAUGGCCAUCUCAUCAAAAGAACUGGAAAGGAGAUCAGAGACUACAAUUGCCACCAGGCAGUCAACUGAGAGAGGUGUAGAGGAUUAAGUGGAAAAGAGAAGAAUCCUUAGCUGCUUGAAGUAUGUAUAUUGUUUAUGGCUUUUAGGUACUCCCAGUAGUGAUGGGGAAGCUUCAUAUAAAUUUUUAAAAAAGAAAAUUAAGCAAAUUUUGUUUUGUGGCUCUUCAAGCCUGGCCUAACAAUUUAAUCUCUCCUAUACAUAUGUGUAAACAUUAUGCCAAAAACUGAAAGAACCAAGAGAAACUACUAUAAACCAAACCUACUCCUCAUUUAUUUUUAUAGCAAUGAAAAGCCUCUAAUUCUCUUUAUAUGCAUGCCUACUAUUUCCCAGUGCCAGUACAUUUUAAAGCAAAUACGUACCACUUAGCCACUAUCUCUCCACAAAUCUAUUUGAACGUCCCUAGUUUUUUGCCCCCAGUGUCCCUAUUUACAGCUUCAGGCAGCUGAAAGAUUAUAAACACCUCCAAUUUGUGCUGGAAGCGAGGCAAGCAAGUAAAAAGAAAAAUAGAAGAGAGAGAAGGCAGUGUUCAAAGGCAAGAAGAGAAAAAAUUGAGUCAUCUGUCCAGUUCACUCCAAACGCUGUGUGGCCACCGUUUUUAAGAGUGAAGUAGAGGGUAGCCCUGUUUGUCCGUAUCCACAAAAAGAACGAGUUUUUUUUAUCCACGAAAGCUUAUGGCCAAAUACAGCUGUUAGUCUUUAAGGUGCCACCGGACUCCUUGUCGUUUUUAAGAAUGGCUGCCUAAAUAUGCCAGUCUAGAUUUUUACAUGGGUGUGCAGAACUUCUCACAGCCCCGUUCGCAGGUGAAAAUGCUGCUUUCUGUGCUCUGUGAGAGGGGAUCCCGGAUCAUGGGACCAGCCCCUGCAGGCAGGGGGCCCAGUCCGAGUAAGAGCUGUGAGCCGCGCACACACCUCGGGCCGCCAGCCUGUGUAAGAGUCUGGAGUAACUGAGCCAGGGAGUCCGCGGAACUACUCUAGCUAGGGGUGGCAUGCCAGACGCUGCCCGGCGGGCGCUGUAACCCACCCCCGGGGAUUCGCGCUCUUGAGCACACCCCGGCCCUGGAGCGACCCGAACGAGGGCUGGCGGCGCGCGCGCUCCCGUUUCCUCGGCCAGGCAGGCCAACCACCGCUACUGUGCGGCGGCCGUUAGAGCCCAACCGCUCUUUAGGCGCGUGCCGCCGCCGCUUCCGCGCACGCCGUGUGCAGCUGCAGGAGGGAGCAGGGAGGGCUCCGUCCCGUUCUCCCCCUCCCCCUCCGGGGUCCUGCCAGCCGCCGCCGUUGCAGCCGGUGGGCGCGUGGAGGCGACAGCGAGUCCUCACCUCUGAGCCGCCUCGCGCAGAGACUUUUUACCUUCUCUCGCUUUCCCCUUCGUUACCCACCAUGCUCCGGACUCCGCCGCUCGGUCGGGGAGAGGAGCCCGCGGCUGACCCGAGAGCCUGUCCCCGGCGGAGAUGAGGGAGGCAGCGCCGAGCAGGAGGAGACGGAGCUGACUAGACCCACGCUCUCCCCACACCACCAUGAGGGAAGAGAGAGAAGCCGCCGCCUCCCAGCAUGGACCUAGCAAACUCCCCCAGCAACCCCCGCAGGACGGCGGCGGGGUGGCUGCCCCCCUGGCCCGCCCCGGGAGCGGCCCGGAGAGCAUGCGGAACGGCUAUGUGAAGAGCUGCGUGACCCCUCUGAGGCAGGACCCCCCCAGGGGCUUCCUCUCCCUGCUGUUGCUCCCCGCCGCCUCCCCUCCGGCUCUGCUCAGCCUGGGCGCCCUGGCCGCCUUUGUCCUCUGGCUCCUGCUCUCCUACGGCCGGAGCAGCCCCUGGGGCCAGCAGGGCGAGAGCGGCUGGCGGGGCCCUUCGGCGCUGCGCACCCUGCUGGGACUGUCCCACUGCCUCAGUCCCCUCUUCAGCAUCGCCUGUGCCUUCUUCUUCCUCACCUGUUACCUGGCCCGGGGCAAGCGCGACGAGCCCGGCGGUGGCGGCGGCGGCGGCACCAGCCUCUGGUGGCUGCUGGCUCUGCCCCUCUGUUGUUACUCGGGGGACUUCGUGGCGCUGCAGUGGUUGUUACCCGCCGAAGGGCACCGAGACUCGCCGCAGGGCCCCGCCGAGCUGCAGAUGGUGGCAGGCCGGCUGCUGACCGUGCUGGGCUCGGUGGCGGUGCUGACCCUGCUGCAGAGCACCCUGAAACUGCGCCGAAGCCUCCUGGUCUUGGUCUUCUCCAGCUUGGUCUGGCUGGUCUCACUCACCAGCCUCAGUUCGCUGCCCCCAAGCCUCAGACCGCUGCUGGCCGGCUCGGUCGGCAUGGCCGGCUGCCUCCUGGCAUUGUUGGGUUGGCAGCGCCGCAUCUUCUCCGCUCAGAGCCGGGGAGCGCAGCACCAACAUCACCACUCGCGGCUUCCCAGCGUGGAGGAGAAAGUGCCUGUGAUCAGACCCAGGAGGAGGUCUAGCUGUGUGUCCUUAGGGGAAACGCCAACCAGCUACUACGGCAGCUGCAAAAUGUCCAGGAGACCCUCGUUGCCUUGUAUUUCCAGAGAACAGAUGAUUCUUUGGGACUGGGAUUUGAAACAGUGGUAUAAACCCCAUUAUCAGAAUGCUGGCAGUGGAAGUGGAGUUGAUCUUUCAGUACUAAAUGAGGCUCGCAACAUGUUAUCAGACCUCUUGAUCGAUCCAGCCCUUCCCCCACAUGUGAUUUCUUCCCUUCGAAGCAUUAAUAGUUUGAUGGGUGCUUUCUCUGGCUCAUGCAGGCCAAAGGCUAACCCAUUCACACCAUUUCCUGGCUUUUACCCAUGCUCUGAAAUGGAGGACACAGCUGAAAAAGGAGAUCGAAAGCUGCACAAGGGAUUAAAUAGCAGAAAUAGUUUACCAACACCACAGUUGAGACGAAGUUCAGGAGCUUCUGGCCUGCCACCUAUUGAACAGUCAUCUUCUAGGUGGGAACGCAAUAAUGGCAAGAUACCUCAUCAAGAAUACAAUAUUUCAAGGACCACAGCUGCUGCCUUCAUCCCAACCUUCAGGACCUCCAUCUUACAGCAUGGACUUUCAUCCCAACCUUCAGGACCUCCACCUUACAGCUUCAUGUCUGACCAUCUCAGAAUGAGUUUGCUCGAAGGGUGUGCAGGAAGUACUACUGAAUAGGAGAAAGCCUUUAACGAGAUUCUCCAUCUGCCCAUACAAAGAAGCAUUUCCCUAAAUCGAGAUCCGAUUAACCAUAUCUUGGAUUCUUUUAUUUCUGAAACAGCAUGCACUGACUCUUAGCCGCCAAAGAACUGUGAUGAACUAUCUCAGUUUUCCACCCACCUGUGGAUAACCAUUCAGUUUUUUCAAAUUGCAUGUCCAUGAGGUUUCUAAAGUGUUUGCUCAAAUUAUAACUACAGAUUCAUGAUCCAGUUCCACAGUGGAGUAUAAAUUUGAUGCCCCCCCCACGCCUUGAGCCACUAACAACUUGUUCUGUUGCACCUGUCAAUGAAAGUAUCUUUCCUUGUUGCAAUAACCUCAGCCAGGAGAGUAGGGGAAUAGAGCUUUGGUAUCAGAGCCCCUCGAUACAAUUUUCUUUAGGAACAAGGUUUUCCCUUGGUCUCACCCUAAAUUCCUAUCUAAAUUGGUUUUCAAAUUUCACAUGAAUCAAGUAAUUUAUUUACCAACAUUCUUUCCAAAGCCCCAGUUGAGCAAAGGGGAGGAAAAGCACCAUAUUUUUAGAUGAUAGCAGUGCUUCAGUUUUUUACCUGGAGUGGACUAGACUCACUUCUUCCUCUCAAUUCUUCAUGGUGAUUUCAGACAGAGUGAAAGGCCAGCUGGUCUCCACCCAGAAGAUCUCUGCCUGUAUUCCAAGUUGUAUUCAUUUAUGCUACCUAUUAGACAAUUUUGCAUCUCCCAAUAAAGUUUUUGCGCACUCAGCCAGAUUGCAGGUGGUUUCUCUGAGGCCAUUUUUGUUACGGUUUCCAUUCUGGAUAUUUGUAGGGCAGCAACCUGGCCAUCUCUCCAUACAUUUGCCUCUGAUUAUACUAUCUCUCAUCAAUCCAGAGUCAAUGCCAGAUUUGGAUGAGUAGUCCUUCAAUCCUUGUUCAGAAGUUUCCGAGCCCACUGCCAGUUUGGACUUCUUGUGAGUCGCCCACCGUGGAAUGGACAGUGUUCUUCAAGAUAUGUUGGACAUGUCCAUUCCACGACCCUCCCUCCUUCCCCUCUC
This is a messenger RNA of Chelonoidis abingdonii (Abingdon island giant tortoise), 4928 nucleotides long. The record is from RefSeq and is a predicted model, not a curated record. Lineage: Eukaryota; Metazoa; Chordata; Testudines; Testudinidae.